Staurois parvus is the source of this 622-nucleotide messenger RNA. NCBI's taxonomy places the organism in Eukaryota, Metazoa, Chordata, Amphibia, Anura, Ranidae. The record is from the annotation of a GenBank genome assembly.
UCAAGGCACCCUUUAAAAAAGUAUGGGUAGUCCCGAGGCACCCAUUAAAAUUAUGGACAGUCCCGAGGCACCCUUUAAAAUUAUGGACAGUCCCGAUGCACCCUUUAAAAUUAUGGACAGUCCCGAGGCACCCUUUAAAAUUAUGGACAGUCUUGAGGCACCCUUUAAAAUUAUGGACAGUCCCGAGGCACCCAUUAAAAUUAUGGACAGUCCCGAGGCACCCAUUAAAAUUAUGGACAGGCUUGAGGCACCCUUUAAAAUUAUGGACAGUCUUGAGCCACCCUUUAAAAUUAUGGUCAGUCUUGAGCCACCCUUUAAAAUUAUGGUCAGUCUUGAGCCACCCUUUAAAAUUAUGGUCAGUCUUGAGCCACCCUUUAAAAUUAUGGUCAGUCUUGAGCCACCCUUUAAAAUUAUGGUCAGUCUUGAGCCACCCUUUAAAAUUAUGGUCAGUCUUGAGCCACCCUUUAAAAUUAUGGUCAGUCUUGAGCCACCCUUUAAAAUUAUGGUCAGUCUUGAGCCACCCUUUAAAAUUAUGGUCAGCCUUGAGCCACCCUUUAAAAUUAUGGUCAGUCUUGAGCCACCCUAUUUUACAAUGGGAAACCUCAAGGCACCCCAGGGAGCC